AGGGCGGGCGGGCCGCCCUUGCCUCCGCAGCGGAUCCGGAGCCGCCGGUCCCGGCCUCCCGCCCGCCUCCUCCUCCUCCUUGCCCGCAAUAUGCCUCCGCUGCCCCCGGGCUGCUCGCCAUGGCGGGGACCUGCGGGCGCCUCUCCUCCCUGCUCCUGGGGCUGACGGCCGCCCUGCUGUUGCUGAUGGGGCGGCCGCCCGCCGUCGACGCCGCGGCUGCCGCAACCCGCCCGCAACAGCAGCAGCAGCAGCAGCGGGCGGCGCUACUGGGGGUCACCCCCGCCGCGGCCUCAGCUUCUGUUUUUACACUAAAAGUUCAAGUAAAUGACAUCAUCAGUCAUCAGUACCUGCGAGAAGCAUUUGUAGAAGUUUUUGUUAACUACACAAAGACAAAUUCUGUUCUCACUGGAAACAAUGGAGCAGUGUUAAUAGCAGUUCCCUACAAAUUAGGAUUAAGCUUAACUAUCAUAUCCUACAAGGAUGGCUACAUCUUAACAACUUUGCCUUGGAAGACUGGGAGAAUGCCAAUAUACUCGUCUGUGACGCUUUCAUUAUUCCCACAAAGCCAAGCUAAUAUAUGGCUCUUUGAAGAUACUGUCUUAAUAACUGGGAAACUCUCUGAUGCCAAAUCUCAACCAAGUGUUCAGUUUCCAAAACAUUUAAUAAAGCUUCCAACGAAUCACCAUGUUACAAAUGUUACAGCCUAUCUGACAGUGCCAGAGCAAUUUCUGAAACCAGACAGCUUUCUUUAUACAACAGGAAUUCUUCUAAAUAAAUCAGGUUUCAAAAGCAUGGAAUUAACUCCUCUUGCUGCAAUAUGUGUAAAUGUUCUUUUGACUGGGAAAGAACUGAAAGUAAACGGUCCCAUUGAGUUUACACUUCCACUUGCCACAAGUACUGUAAAACCAGGAGAUGCUAUACCUGCGUGGACAUUUGAUAUGAAAACUGGUGCUUGGAUAAGCCGUGGGCUAGGAAUGGUAAAGGAAGCAGAUGGUCAGUUAGUGUGGACAUACACUGCUCAACACUUGGGCUACUGGAUAGCAGCUCCACUGCCUGGAACAAGAGAAUCCAUUAUUAGUGCAGUUUCCAAGGACGUAACAGCCUAUCACACAGUGUUCCUUACAGCCAUUCUGGGAGGUACUGUUGUCAUUAUCAUUGGAUUUUUUGCUGUUCUACUUUGUUACUGCAGGGAUAAAUGCUGUCAGACACAAAAGAAGGAAAAAAAUACAACUAAGCUGGAGGUCAUAAAGAAAGACCAGACAACAUCAACAACUCACAUAAAUCACAUCAGUGCUGUCAAAGGGUCUUUAAAGUUGGAAGAUAAGUCACAGUUAUGUACACCGAAGUUUUCUUCUUACAGUCCUCAAAGAAGGGUGUCCAUAGACACAGAGGAUGGAAAAUCACGAGAGAAUUUUAAAAUCUACACAGAGGAUGCUUCUUAUCAGUCAUCCUGUCAGACUGGCCAGUCAAGAAAUGCAGCCCUUUCAUUUGAUCCUAAUAAUGGAAUUAGGCACUUACAACAGCCUAAGCAUAGUAACACUGCUAUUUCACAGGCUCCUAGGGACAUUCAAGACCAAAACAGAUACCUUCCAGUGAAAGAGGAGAUGUAUGGACUUUCCCAUAUCCCAGAACAUCUAAUGAAUAUUUACAACCAACCCAUUGCUAUUCUUCAAGCCUCUGACCUUUUUCACUCCUCAGAACAACUGCAUUCUGCUAAAUCAGCAACUUUGCCAAGAAAAGGCCAGUUAGUGUACAGCCCCAUGAUGGAGCCCAUGAAUCGUGACAAUUACAUACAAACAUUACCAAAAAUGCCAGUGCACUCUCAUCCACAGCCUUCUGUCUGCAAAGAUGAAAACAGUACAUUAGACAGUGAAGAGGGCUUACCUUCUCAACCACCAAACUGGGGCCGGUACACUAACAGCUUACUGGAAUCUGUCUCUGUUCCUGGCACGCUGAAUGAAGCUGUUGUAAUGACUCCCUUUUCAUCGGAACUUCAAGGCAUUUCAGAACAAACAUUAUUGGAACUCUCCAAAGGAAAACCAUCUCCACACCCUCGAGCGUGGUUCGUGUCCCUGGAUGGAAAGCCGAUCGCUCAAGUGAGGCAUUCUUUCAUAGAUCUGAAAAAGGGUAGAAAAACAGAGAGCAAUGAUACCAGCCUGGACUCCGGUGUGGACAUGAAUGAGCAUAAUCCUAGUAGGAAACUGGAGAGAGAGAAAACUUUCAUUAAAAACAUGCCGCAUUCCAAGAUCCUUUACUUGGAAGAUCUGGAUCUGAGUAGCAGUGAAAGUGGGACCACUGUUUGCACUCCAGAGGACCAGGCUGUGAGGCACAUUCUGGAUGGAGGCAAUGGGCCAGCCACGGAACAGCAUGGUGAAGAAGGCCUAAGAAAGAAAACUGUAUCAGGAAGUCAGGAAUCUGGUAUCCCUUCUGCUAAAAGAAGGGAUAGACCCCCUAUCACAAAAAGAGAUAGCAAAACCAAUAUCUGGAAGAAAAGAGAGGAGAGGCCGCUUAUUCCUAUAAAUUAAAACACAAUGUGCUUUGUGUUUGUUGCUCUCCCAGCUGGUUUUUUGACCUCUUUGCUGCUUGUGUAAUUCUGCAGUACUGGGUUUACAAGGGGAAUGUUGUUUUCUAGUAUCAAGAGAAGUUACUUUUUUUUAAUAUACAGAUUGAGUUAAUAAACUUCAACUGGGCAAUUGAUAACGUGAAUUCAAACCAGAGAAAUGCUAUGAUUAAAAGUUCCUCAUUUUCCUGGCAGUAUAGGGUAGGGCCCACAUUUUAAUUAGCCUGUCAUUCUUGGACACACCUCUGGGAAUGCCUGGUGAGAAAUGUAGGCACGUUUUAAUUUUUUUGUACUCAUUGCUAAUGUGUUGGUAGACUGGUUAAAGCUAUUCCUCAGCCUUGUUCCUAAUCAAUGUGACUGUCUGUACAGUAUUUUAUAUGUGAAGUUUUCUAGGGAUCUGUUACUACUUCUUUCUAUCAGGUAAGAUGUUCCAUCAAUUAGUCCCACAACACCAGCAGAUGAGCUCUGUUGGAUUUAUGAGCAGAGCUCUAUAGCAUUUCUGCCCUCCUCCUGUGUCUUAAGAUGUUGCCCAUGUGCUUUCUUACAAACUGUGGACGUUGAAGAUUGGCAUCUGCUAUGAAGUGUCCAUAUCCAGCAUAAAAGGACUGGUGCUGUUAGCAUUUGAAGCUGCUGCUACUACUGAUACCACUGUCUUGUUUUGGCUUCAAAAACUUGUCAGUGCAAAUCUUCUCUUCUGCAUGCUGGUGGGACCAUUGUGCUGUACAAACUAGUCUGGAAUCCCUGUAAAUCUAUAAAUGAUGAGUUUGGCCCGUAUUGAAAGAGGAUGCAAGUUUAGGGAAGUUAUAAUAGUUUCCUGUCCAGAGAAGUUUGGCUCUGUUUCUUUUUUAUUUUAUAUUAAAAAAAAAAAAAAAAAAAGGAAGGUCAUUGAACGUUUAUGUGCCUACAUUUUGCCAGCCUGAGCUUCUUUUGUCUGGGUUGUGUAUCCGAGUGGUUAAACAGGCUUUAAAAGUUGGAGGGUUUUAUGAGCAUGAGUGAGAGAAGAUCACAAAAUUUGGCCUAUAAUACAAUUUAAAUACUACUUAUGAUUCAUCGAGUUAUAUUUACCAAAAGUCAUAAAUGCAUGAAGUAUAACUAAGAUAUGUAUAGAGGAAGGAAAAGGCCAUCAGAAUAUUUUUAUUUUUAAUGUUCAUCUUAUCAAACUGAUUGUUUCAACUUUGGCUAACAGAAAAGUAAACGCAUCCCUUAAUGUGCUUUAUAUAGUGUGUAGAAUGUCUUUCUGUGGCUUUUAAGCUGUUUCCCUGAUGAAAUAAGUUCCAGCAUUUUGGCUUUGGCAGUUUGAUUAUAAAUCAAUCCUUAAAAAGCUUUAUAAAUAUUUCCCUUAGAGCUUAGUUAAGGUUCUAUAUGAAGGCCCAAGCACACGAUGCCUGUAUUGGAAUUGUGGAAUGAGCUGUACCAAGUUGGCUGCCCUGUAGUGGUACACUAAAGAGUUGGGAAAUAUCCUGUGCAGCUGGGCUUCUGGGACUAUUGACUCAGGAAAUACUACUCUGAAAUAGUGUCUGUGAUGUUGGGAUUGUCAGUUGUCUGGUCCUGUUUCAGAAUGGUACUUGCAGUACAUCAACCCAGUUUCUUCUGGUGUGCAGUUGCUUCAUAAACAGAAGACUAUGUUCUUGUUGAGUUCACAAGUUAGAGCAAGAUAUGCUUGAGGUGUGUGCAGCUAAAUCUUAUCUAUAGUUAAAAUGGCCAAAAGAAUCUGGUUUAAUUGUAUCACUCAUCUACUUUGGAGGUGGAGAUAGCUUGUCACAUUAGCAUGUCUUUGGUAGUCUUUUUAGGGGGCUGUAGUUCAGUUUUCAUAUGCUGAGUACAUUUUCACAACACUUUUUUUUCAGGUAAUGCAGUUCCACUGGAUUUUGUGUAUGAGGAAUUUUCUAGCCCUAAAUAAUGAUAUUGUCAUCCUUUGCUUUAUUAUAUGCAUUAGUAGGAGUCAAUAUAUAUAUUUUGUGUAGAUGUACACUUUUUAUGAAAGCUGCUUUGACUUUUGAGAUUUAAUAUUCCCCUACUCCCUGAGUUGCAUCGGUUCUAAAGCCUCCCUUUUUAAUGAGAUAAUAUAUUCUGAAAGUUUCUGAUUUUGCUAUUGCUUGUGAGGUGUUAAUAUUUAAUUGAUAUGUCUCUACUUAAAGUUUUGUUCAUCCACAGUAAUUUAAAUAUACUGGUAUUUUCCAGCUCAUUUUUAUUAUAUAUGCAAAAAAGACCUAAUUCUUCAAACUUAUUUGUGUCAACUAAAAACUGCAGACUACUGUAGAUGCCUUUAUUCAUGUAAGUUGAAAGGAAUUAAGUUUUGCACUCCAGUGUUCUUGUUCUGCAUCAGAGUAAUAUCACCAAAGAAAAAGCAUUAGAAAUGCUGAAAAGAUCAGUAGUAACUCUGGGACUUGGAAUUAGCAAUGCCAGAAGCUGUACUGAGGCAGUGCAGAUUCUUGUCUGCUCACCUAGCUGAUAAGAGCAAAGAGCAGAGUUUGGUUCUGUACUAUCAUUUGAAAGGAGCUUUUGGCUGCCUGGAUUUAGUCACAAUCUUACCUUGCAACAUGUCCCCUGUAAAGGCUGAGGCUUAGUGAUACAACUCAGCUUUCAGCCAACAAAGCCAGAUCUUGCCAGAGUUUCCUGCUGGUAAGCCUCUCAGUUUUAGGAAGAAAGAAUAACAGGCAUCUCAUCAUAUAUGGGAUGGAUUUCUCUACUAAACAGCAGCUCCUCCCUUGCCAAGUGAGGGUAUAGACAUUUCUUUUUGUGGAUUAUUUUGACCAUUUUUUCCAGAGACCAUGCACUGCAGUUCUGGCAAUACUAUUGACAAGUGUUUCAUUAUCUGUGCUUCUAUCCAGGCCAGUCAGGCAGCAGCUAUUUUUGCUGGCUUUGCAGAUCCCAUAUGCCAACUUUUCUGUGUUUAACUUGCUGGUGUUUAUCACAUAAUGCCUUAUGCUACAUGUAGCACUUGAAAAGGCUUUUCUAAAGUCUAGUUUUAUAUUAAAAAUAAUAACUUGUUUUGUCAUGUAAUGAGAAAACUGCUCUGAGACAAAUUAUUGCUGCAGUUGUAUCUGCAGAGAUAAAUACUGCAUGAGAACAGGUGAUGCCCCUAGGCACUCAAUGACAGAGAAUUCUUCCUUAGCCCUAUAAUGAGCAUAAAAUCUUGGAUUAAAAAUAUUCUCUGUAACUCUAAAAUCAUUCAUAUUUAUAUUUAGUCUUCACAGAAUAUAUUAUAUGAGUCUUUAUGUUCCAGCUGUAUGCACUGGAGACCUGUAUCACCUAUUAAUGACUGGAAUUCUUUCUUGGUUUAGAUCAUGAGAAAAUAGAUUUUUUAGAACUUAGUGUAGACAAACUGUAAGUCCAGGUGUAACACAGACGAUGUGUAGCAAAUGUGGAAGAGACAAAGUGGUAUCAUGAAAUUUGUCUUUGUUCAAGCUAAUGCUGUUCUGUGUUUUUAGAUAUAAUUUCAACAUAGGAUUUUAUAGGAAUCACUGGAAUUGGUUUUUUUUAAGUUUGGCAUUGGUGUUUUUGUGGUCUUUUUUUUUUAAUGUUGUUGGCUCACUAUUGCAGCACUAACAGAGUUCUAAAAUGCUAGUGCUAAAAUCAGGCCUAUAGAAGAAGUAAUAAAGAUUCAUGGCACGCUGCCCUUGGAAAAGCCAGGGAAACAUUCAGAGAUUUUGACUUCUGAAUCUGGAGGUUGCUUACCUUGAAGAGUGAGCCAUGCCAGAAGCACCUUUUAAGUAAUUGCCAUCUGAAGGAAGGGGGAUUGGGUGGGAAAACUGGGAAGGCUGUAGCUUCUUCCUGGUGCUUGUUUCCAGAGUGAUUCUGUGACUUCUUCUGAUGAAAUCUUCUUUUUAAAGAACAUAACUGUUGGCAAGAAUUAUGUCUUGGUUCUUCACAAGAUGCUUCUUGAGCUGUCAGCUUUUGCAAAAAAACAGCAAAAACCACAAACCAAACCAAAAUGCAUACAUGUGUGUACAGUUUAAAGUGAAAGCUGUUAGUUAUAGAUAGUCAAGACUUAAGACAACAUUUUGUCAUAUAUUUAAGGUGAAAGGUGGUUAAUGAACUUCAGGACAGUUUCCCUGCCAUGGCAGCAAUACAUGAGUUGGAAAUUCUUCUUGUAGAAGGGCGUAUCAGUUCUAGGUCUUACCUGGUUUUGAUAAGGUGGUUAGUGGAGUUAGCCAGGGUUGUUUCUGCAGAUCAGUUCAAGUAGCUUAGGUCAGCACUUUGUUGUGUCAGAAAUUCCUGGAAGUGCUCAGGCUAACUAGUGUGCAGCUGUAUGCAUAUUGAUCUGAAUAUGCUACCUAGAAGAAGCUAAUUGACUGUAUUAUUCAGGUUGUUAUCAAAUGCUGCAUAUUACAGAAAUACUUUUUUUUGAAAGAAAAGGGAGGAGUAUCACAUAAAAAUUCCAUUUGAUUAACAGGAAACCUCUUUAUAGUACUGUCAGGAAAUAAAAAAAACCUCUGAAAGCACAACUGAUUUGAUGAUUAGGGACAUUUUUUACUAAUGUAGACCUAGAGAUGAUGCACAAAAAAUCAAUCUAGGAUGUAGGAAUGAAAACGUUUGCUUUUGGUUUUAUGCAGUAAUUUUGAACCAAAGAGGAUGAAAUGAAUGGGCACCAUUCUAAACUCUUCUCAGCUAAAAAGUGGAACAGGUUAACACUAUUACUGAUCUAACACUGUGCAAACUAAAAGGCAGUACACUGUAUCUGUUGUCUAGUACUGCAUCUUAGGAAAAUCAAUCAGAAGAUAAUUUAGCCUGCUGAAGUGCCUUUCUCUUUCAUCAGACUUAUUUUAUCAGUGGGACGCCUGACUGUUUGAAAAAGCACAUUGGGUUGUUUUUUUUUCUGUUAGCCAAAACCCCCCCUUCAAUUCAUACUUAGAACAAUGUACCUUUUAUAAUAUUUUAAAAGGUGGAUCUAGUGGUUUUUCUGUUGGAAUUCUGUCUCCUGCAUGUUGAUGAUGAUGGUAAUUGUUGUAAACCCUGGAUUUUUUUGUAUUUUAUGUUUGAAGAGAAAUUAAAAAAUGUAUCUUUAGCAA
This is a messenger RNA of Calypte anna (Anna's hummingbird), 7572 nucleotides long. It is a transcript of the gene FAM171B, whose product is annotated as family with sequence similarity 171 member B. Lineage: Eukaryota; Metazoa; Chordata; Aves; Apodiformes; Trochilidae. Bases 120 to 2525 code for a protein of 801 amino acids. The record is from RefSeq and is a predicted model, not a curated record. The transcript is spliced from 8 exons.